AUGUCAAUUUCUUCCCCAUCAAACACCCUUCCACUUCUCAAAAGCGGCCGCGUCUCUUUUGAAGAAGCUCUAAUUGACCAAUACAAUGUGCUUCAUCGUCUAAACUACCCCAAGAAACAAGAAGAGUUUUGGUCGUAUCUUGUUUCGCGCAAGUCCGACAUCGAGGCAAUUGUCCGCUUCCACCUCACAGUCGACCGUUGCCAAGUUGCCGAUGAAUCUCAGUGGCUAUAUGGCAGCUACAAUGUUUGCAUUCCGGUGUACAUCAACUGGCCGGCGGAUGAGCGAGUCCUUGUUCGAAUCCCCCUGCCGUACAAGAUUGGUGAAGCGCACAAUCCUGGAAAUGUCGAGGAGAAACUUCGCUGUGAGGUGGCAACAUACAUCUGGAUGGCUGAACACUGCCCUGCGGUUCCUAUUCCUUCUUUGCAUGCGUUUGCGUUCCCCAAUGGACGAACUCUUUAUCGGGGAUGGUCGACUGCUCUCGGACACCUUGGCGAUAAGCAACGAAGGAAUAUCCUCUUCCAUGACAUUUCCCGUAUCAUGCUUUCCAUCAAUCGCACCGCUCUACCACGUAUCGGAUCAUUGACACUGAAUGACGAUGGUUUCAUUCAUCUAACAAACCGCCCUCUGACCCUCCGCCUCCAAACCAUGGAGAACGAAGGGAUCCCCACGAUCCCCAGGCAUUCCACUUACGGGUCUAUCGAACCGUAUAUUCUAGAUAUGUUACAGUGCCAUGACAACCGAAUCCGCCGCCAGCCAAAUGCAAUCCACAGCACAAAUGACGGGGAACAGCAACUGGCGGCAUUGACAAUGAUGCGCGGACUUCUUCCGCAGUUUGUAUCUCGAGAGCAUCGUGAUGGCCAGUUUGUCCUCACAUUGACGGACUUGCACCCCAGCAAUAUUUUCGUCGAUGACGAUUGGCAUAUUACUUCCCUAAUUGACUUGGAAUGGGCAUGCUCUUUUCCAAUCGAAAUGCAAACUGCCCCGUAUUGGCUUAACCGGUCGACCUAUCGACGACAUUGA
Molecule: messenger RNA, 1020 nt
Organism: Uncinocarpus reesii 1704
Lineage: Eukaryota; Fungi; Ascomycota; Eurotiomycetes; Onygenales; Onygenaceae
Exons: 2
Coding region: 1-1020 (339 amino acids)
Source: RefSeq, a predicted model, not a curated record